AUGGGACAAUAUAGCUACAGCCAGCCGUCCUCAUCAUCAGAGGACUUGGACAUAACCUCACUUCUCGAAGCAGAAGCUCAGUUGUACGCGGAUGAAGCUCAGAGUAGCUUCGAUAUGGCAGAGCCGGUUCAGUACCAACCUCAACCUGAGGCUGGUGAUGGAAUCCCGACGAUAUGCUACUGUGGGGGUGAGCCGGUUGUUGCAACAGCCUACACUGAGAAAGAUCCAGGACGAAGGUACUUCACCUGCGACAAUGUCGAUGAUGGAGACUGUCACAUCUGGAAGUGGUGGGAUGUCGCGGUCAUGGACGAGAUGAGGGACUUUCAGACACAGCUAAGGCGGCUUAAGGAAGAAGGUACUGAGAGUGAGCAGAAGCUACUGCUGCUAGAGAAGACUGUAUAUGAGUUAGGAAAGGAGAAUUCACAAGUUAAGCUAUUGGUGUGCCUAUUAGUUUUAAUAGGUUUGGUAUUCUUGGUUCUGUGUGGAGUAGGUUCAAAGGCUUCAAACGGGAGUGUGUUAUCACCUCACGAGUGGCUGUAUAAGUAA
Brassica oleracea var. oleracea is the source of this 546-nucleotide messenger RNA. RefSeq lists its product as uncharacterized. NCBI's taxonomy places the organism in Eukaryota, Viridiplantae, Streptophyta, Magnoliopsida, Brassicales, Brassicaceae. Gene Ontology annotation, molecular function: zinc ion binding. The coding region runs from base 1 to 546 and encodes 181 amino acids. The transcript is spliced from 2 exons. The record is from RefSeq and is a predicted model, not a curated record.